Torulaspora delbrueckii is the source of this 1332-nucleotide messenger RNA. RefSeq lists its product as uncharacterized. The record is from RefSeq and is a predicted model, not a curated record. Bases 1 to 1332 code for a protein of 443 amino acids. The transcript has a single exon. NCBI's taxonomy places the organism in Eukaryota, Fungi, Ascomycota, Saccharomycetes, Saccharomycetales, Saccharomycetaceae.
AUGUUCCCAAUUAUCCAAUCACCAUGUGUCUUUGAGCCAUUGCCAAACGUUAACAUGUUUGGAUUUGAGCAACCAGUUAUGACUCCAGUUCCCAAGAGGAGAAGAGGCUUGGGACGAUGUAAUCGCUACAACGAUGGUUACAUGCCCUCCGCAUCGCUUACUUCUUUGAGAUACACAGUUGAUGAAUCUCCAGAGGGAUAUACUUUGUGGUUGUCAAAGAAAGUACCAAGAGGAAUGAUCGCCGAUGCUGUCAAUGAACAAAUUUCCCACUUGAAGGAGGAAUCAUAUAGACCCGCUUACCAUUUAGUGCGUGAUUUGUGGGGGAACCCAUACUUUGUGGAGGAGGAAGCUGACGAAGAGAGCUUGCUUCGCGAAGCCCUUUCUAAGUUAGACAUGAAAGCCAUCAAUCAUAAAAUCGCUAGAAAUUUGUUCCAAGAAUAUGAGAUCGAUUUGAACCACAGAGGUGACCAACUAACGGUUUCCAGCCGGAAGGAUGGAAUUACGAAAUCUUUUGAAAUUGGUAGCUGCAUCGAAGAUAUACGUGUCACUGGAUGUAAGCUGGAUGACAAACAGGAGUAUGCUGUCUUGAGGAUUGAGUUGAUUAAGAGUGAUGAAUGUAAAGGACAAUCUAGCGAUCUUACAAAUUUGAUUCAAUGGUCGCAAUCACAAGCUAUUAAACAAAGAGCUGAAGAAGAAAAGGAAAAGGAAGCCGAGGAAGUGGCAGCAGCAGAAGCUAAAGAGAAAGCUAAGGCUCAAUUACUUGCUGAACUUCAAGCGGAAGCUCAGGCAAAACGUGAAGCAGAAGCCAAAGAAAAAGCUGAGGCUGAGCUGAAGGCCAAACUUGAAGCAGAAGCUCAGGCUAAACGUGAAGCAGAAACCAAGAAGGUCGAGGCCGAACUGAAGGCUAGACUAGAGGCCGAAGCUCAAGCAAAACGUGAAGAUGAAGCAAAGAGAGAAUUUGAAGCUCAGUUGAGAGCUAAAUUUGAAGCAGAAGCAGCUCGUAGAGAAAGGAGGAGAGUGCAAGAGCUUCUAAGACGAGAAGAAGAGGAAAAAAGGUUCCACGAGCAAGAGUUGAAGGAGAGAAAAGCAUUUUUGAUCGAGCAACAAAGAGCAAAGAGAUUAAGAGCUGAGCGCAAGGCAUCUCAUAGUCCAAAGACUGUGACGAUAAAUAUAAACUUUGGUAAUGAAGAUUCAAUGCAUGAAAAUGAAGAGCAUCAGCUAAAAAGGAUCCAAUCACCCGUCCUAGAGGAUGUUGAUGAUGAAGAAACUGAAAGGUUCAACGAGUCGCUAAGCAGGUCUCCUAAAGGCUCUUCAAUCAUCGAAGAUGUGUAA